Rotaria sp. Silwood2 is the source of this 852-nucleotide messenger RNA. Lineage: Eukaryota; Metazoa; Rotifera; Eurotatoria; Philodinida; Philodinidae. The record is from the annotation of a GenBank genome assembly.
AUGUGGCGUUUAGCCAAUUGUGUUUAUCGUGUUUUUCGUAAUACAGCUGCUCAUUAUUAUGCACAAGAUGUCCUUAUUCCAAUAACAACUAUUUGUAGUACUGAUGAUGAUUCAAAUAUAAAACGAAAAGACAAUCAUUCAAUUCUGAAAAAAUGUGAUAUUAAUCGAAUAUUAAUAAAUAAUCAAUUAACAUUUAAAAAUAUCGAAAGAUUACAAGAUUAUUUAAAGAAAUUUUCUAUUCAAUUGAUAACACAAAAACCAAAUGAUAUUAAACAAAUCGAAGCUGUCAAACCUGAAUGUGUGGUUAAAGAAGUUCAACCAAUUUCUCCUCCGCAGAAAAAAGAAGAAACUCUUGAUUCAUUACUUCAUGCUGAUGAAAUUUAUAUGAAAACACUUAACGAUCUUUCUAAUUUGCAUGAAGAAACAAUGUCAAUAAUAAAUCUUCAAUUAGCUCUUGAUGCUCUCGAAUCCGGUAAUCUACAAUUUGGUAUUGAAACUCUUCAAAAUAUUGCUAAAACUGGAACAAAUGCAGCAGCAUUAUAUAAUCUUGGUAUUUGUUACGAACGAGGUAUUGGCGUUGAACAAGAUCGAGCUAAAGCAUGUGAUUAUUAUCGUCAAGCAUCUAGUUUAGGUCAUAUAAAUGCCCAAUUUAAUUUAACACUCCUUUCAAAUCAUAUUGAUAUUGAUGAAACUGACGAUGAAAUAAUAGAAGAAACGAUAACUGAAAAACCAAAUCAACCUUUACGUGAUAGGUUUAUACGUUUUUCAUUAUCAAAUAAUUACAAAGAAGAUCAUCCAUUCAAUGAUAAUCAAUUUGAUUUAACAAGUCAAACAAUUGCAUGUUUAUCGUAG